GCUUGCAUCGUCGUCACCACCGGUAGAGAACAUCCAUAGCAGCGAUGAAGUUUUCUACGAUACUCGCGCCUUUGCUGGCCGCAGCACCCUUUGCCGCCAGCGAACACACAUCCAACUGGGCGGUCCUCGUCUCGACGUCGCGCUUCUGGUUCAACUACCGCCACCUUGCCAAUGUGCUUUCUGUGUACCGCACCGUGAAGCGGCUGGGCAUCCCAGACUCUCAAAUCAUCCUCAUGCUCCCCGACGACAUGGCAUGCAAUCCGCGCAACGCCUUCCCCGGAACCGUCUACAACAAUGCCGACCGCGCACUCGACUUGUACGGCGACAACAUCGAGGUCGACUACAGAGGGUACGAGGUGACGGUCGAAAACUUCAUCCGGCUGAUGACGGACCGCGUGGGCGAGGACAUGCCACGAAGCAAGCGCCUGAUGACGGACGAGCGCAGCAACAUCCUCGUCUACAUGACUGGCCACGGCGGCAACGAAUUCCUCAAGUUCCAGGACGCCGAGGAAAUCAGCGCCUUUGAUCUCGCCGACGCCUUUGGCCAGAUGUGGGAGAAGAAACGCUACCACGAAAUCCUCUUCAUGAUCGACACGUGCCAGGCAAACACCAUGUACUCGAAAUUUUAUUCCCCCAACAUCCUCGCGACAGGAUCCUCGGAAAUCGAUCAAUCGUCGUACUCGCACCACGCUGACAACGACGUCGGCGUCGCCGUCAUCGACCGCUACACGUACUACAACCUCGAGUUCCUGGAGAACCAGGUCAAGGACCCCACGAGCAAACUGACAAUGGGCGACUUGUUCGAUAGCUACGACGAGGAAAAGAUUCACAGUCACCCCGGUAUCCGGUACGAUCUCUUUGCGGGAGGAGAGCAGGAAGCGAGGAAUAGAAAGGUUAUGGACUUCUUUGGCAAUGUGCAGAAUGUCGAGGUGGACAGCCGUAACGAGACGGGCUGGAUACGAGAGGCAGGGAGCGCUUUCAGAGCGGCCAAAUCGCACGAUCAGAAUGUGGCCAAUGUCAGCCAGCAGCCAGUCGAGAGUGCACGGAAAGAAGGCGCUUGGAAAGUGGAUUUGGAGCAGGGCUGGACUAGGCAGGCUUAUGGCGCUGCGGCCCUGGCUGGAUGUGCGGGCAUUUGGCUCGUUGGAAGCUGGCUAGAGUCCAUGUAGUGCUUCAACGGUUGUUUUCGUUAAUGAUACCCAUAUAUUCAAUUGAGAAACCC
This is a messenger RNA of Exserohilum turcica Et28A, 1219 nucleotides long. RefSeq lists its product as uncharacterized. Gene Ontology annotation, biological process: proteolysis; protein localization to cell surface; attachment of GPI anchor to protein. The record is from RefSeq and is a predicted model, not a curated record. The transcript is spliced from 2 exons. Gene Ontology annotation, cellular component: GPI-anchor transamidase complex. Gene Ontology annotation, molecular function: GPI-anchor transamidase activity. Lineage: Eukaryota; Fungi; Ascomycota; Dothideomycetes; Pleosporales; Pleosporaceae. The coding region runs from base 45 to 1166 and encodes 373 amino acids.